CAGUGAAUGACAUUGCUUUCCUUCUUGAUUUUUUCAACACCGGGAACUCGAGUUUUGUUGUAUCUUUUUCUAUUAUCUUCCAUGAUUCUGCUUUCAAUUGUUUCUGAAUCCUGAUUUGCCGCCCGCUUGCUGUUUUCCGUCAGUUCUUGCACUGUGAAGUUAUUGCUAUAUAUCAUUGCGUCAUGGGCGGACUCAAAGAGGACCUAGCAUAUGACCCUCCUUGUCAUCCACGCGCAUGUGCCAUACAAGCCUGUCUGACCAAGAACUCAUACCAGGAAGAGAAGUGCCAGUCGCAGAUUAACGCUCUUUACGAAUGCUGCAACUCAUUCUACAAGGAGCAAGGUGAAGACGCAAAGACCCCUAGCUGUCCCAAACCCAGUCUACUGCGACUGCGGAUGAAGCAAAAAAGCCAGGAGUCCUAGCUGCAUGAGCAUCUUCUUAGACCCUUGUUCGUGCCUCGAGUACAUGUACAUACUACUAGAGACCAUCCCUGCAGAUACUGUACAGAGCCCAGUUCAUGUGUUCUACUGUAGAGGCGAAGAUCCGGUCGAAGCAU
This is a messenger RNA of Aspergillus saccharolyticus JOP 1030-1, 556 nucleotides long. Its product is annotated as DUF1903-domain-containing protein. The transcript has 4 exons. The record is from RefSeq and is a predicted model, not a curated record. Gene Ontology annotation, cellular component: mitochondrial intermembrane space. The coding region runs from base 183 to 422 and encodes 79 amino acids. Lineage: Eukaryota; Fungi; Ascomycota; Eurotiomycetes; Eurotiales; Aspergillaceae.